Rana temporaria (common frog) is the source of this 2301-nucleotide messenger RNA. Its product is annotated as gap junction gamma-1 protein-like. Gene Ontology annotation, cellular component: connexin complex. The coding region runs from base 233 to 1387 and encodes 384 amino acids. The transcript is spliced from 3 exons. Lineage: Eukaryota; Metazoa; Chordata; Amphibia; Anura; Ranidae. The record is from RefSeq and is a predicted model, not a curated record. Gene Ontology annotation, biological process: cell communication.
UGUCUAUAGACCUCCUUCCCCAAAUCCUGAACUUGGUGGGCGGGGAGACCCUCCACAGGGCUCGGCCCCGCCCAUAAAUCCCCGGGAUCCCCCGGGUCACGUGAUUAGAGAUCGCACGUUGCUGCCUUUGUUUAAUGUUGGAUUGGCGCUCAAGAAAUCGCACAGCGACCGGACCAGAGAGAGAAAGAGAGAGCAGACUGUACCGGGGGGAGAGAUCUACACAUAGCUCACAAUGAGCUGGAGCUUUCUAACCCGCCUUCUCGAAGAGAUCAACAACCACUCCACCUUUGUGGGGAAGGUAUGGCUGACGAUCCUGAUCAUUUUUCGAAUCGUGCUGACGGCUGUGGGCGGCGAGUCCAUCUAUUAUGAUGAACAGAGCAAGUUUGUGUGCAACACGCAGCAGCCCGGUUGUGAGAACGUGUGCUAUGAUGCUUUCGCGCCCUUGUCACAUGUCCGAUUCUGGGUCUUCCAAAUCAUCCUCAUCACAACCCCCUCCAUCAUGUACUUGGGCUUCGCCAUGCACCGCAUCGCUCGCCAGCCGGACGAGUACAGGAGGCGAAUGGAAAAGGUGAAAAGCGUCAAGAAAAGGGCACCAAUGGUUCAUCGUGGGGCCAGGCGGGAUUACGAAGAAGCGGAAGAUGACAAUGAAGAAGACCCAAUGAUCAGCGAAGAGCUGGUUCCAGAGAAGGAUGCUGAGGAUAAGAACAGAAAGAAACACGACGGAAGAAGUCGCAUCAAGGAGGACGGGCUGAUGAAGGUGUACGUGCUGCAGCUGCUUUUCCGCUCAGUUUUUGAAGUCGGGUUCCUCUUCGGACAAUAUAUUUUGUAUGGCUUUGAAGUCGCCCCAUCCUAUAUAUGUACACGAAGCCCGUGUCCUCAUACCGUGGACUGUUUUGUGUCUCGUCCCACGGAGAAAACGAUCUUCCUCUUCAUCAUGUAUGCCGUCAGUGGGCUGUGCUUCUUUCUCAACCUCUGUGAGCUCUUCCACCUGGGUGUUGGCGGCAUUCGUGAUUCCCUGCGGCGGAAAAGGCCGGACACAGAGGAGGUCCGGGGUUCUAAAAAGACCCCCAGCGCCCCACCUAACUACCACUCUGUGCUGAAAAAAGGGAAGGUCCCCAAUGGCAAGCUAUAUCCAGCAAAUGGUGGGUCUGAAGCUUUUGAGUUGCCGGUGACCCAUUCAGGACUGCAUGAGCUGGACCAACUGCGUCAACAUCUCAAGCAGGCCCAAGAGCAACUGGACUUGGCCUUUCAGUUGAACAGCAUGGCAAACACAGCCCAUCCGUCAAGGAGUAGCAGUCCAGAAGCAAACAGCAUAGCGGCCGAGCAGAACAGACUCAACUUUGCUCAGGAGAAGGGGGGAGGAGUCUGUGAAAAAUCAGGUUUGUGAUAUUCGUAGGAUGGGGUUGGGGAGACGGGGGACUUGAAGCAUUGCCAAUCGUGAACGACAACUGGAAUUGAAUUACCAUGAGGGUCCUGACCCCUCCCCCCCGGCCAGGAAACUCUGCGGAGGGUGAAGAAAAGGGAACGUCUAUGGAGAGCGCAGUUUUUAUGAAUAGCUCUCUGUUUUCUGACUGCAAAAGCUGCAUCGUCUUCUGGAAAGUUAUUGAAAUAUUGCUGUUAAUCCCGCUCCCUGCUGAUGGCUGGAGCAGAGCCCCUCCCCCGGCAGAAGUAAAUGCUACUGGUUUACAAGGACUACCAGCCACCCGCUUCAGGAGCAGCAGCAAGGGCUAUGGCUGGCUGGCUCCGUUAUUUUUUGUCUUAACAUUUUUUUAUAACCUUUUUUUAUUUUUGGUUUGUUCUAUUUUUUAUUCUUGUUUCAAUUGAAGAAUGUUACAUUGGUUGAAAUGUGUUUUGAACAUGGUGGUACUGGAACAUUUCAAUGUUUUUCAUAAAAAGGGAGAUGGCUUUUUGGCCAGAUUUUUUUUUUCUAUUUUAUUUUAUAUAUGAUAAAGUUAAUGUAACCACAACUGCAGCAGUGUGGAAGUUAUCGGUACAGAUGGAGCAUCGUCGGUUUAAAUCUAGAAGGCCUAACCACAAUGGAGGGGCCCCCCUUUUUCUUUUUUCUCUUCUUUCAUGGAGGCCAACAAAGGGAAUUUGUGCUGGGGAUGUUUGUUUGACUGUUUUUUUUAUAAUAUUUUUUUUUUUUAAUGUGCAUAUUUUUUAGUUUUGUAAAAAGUUCAAGAAACGGUGUCUGCUGUGCCGACGCGUUCUAUGCAUCAGGUCAAGUCGGUGUGAAAGACUUUCUAGUGGGGGGGAGGAGAACCAACAUUUCCAACCUCAUAAAGAGAAAAAAAAAAGCUU